AUGUUCAUCCUGAAGACCCAUAUGAACUCGACCACCGCGCCUCCAGCUGCCUCGUCCCCGGUCACUGUCAAGUCCGAAGCUGACCCAAAUUCGGCUAUUCUCGGCGAAAUCCUCAAGCUCCUUGUGGCACAGAACGCUGCACGCCUAGGCCCUGCGCCCGCCGUUUCAUCGACCACGCCGUUACCCUCAUACCCUGCGCCUCCACAACGCGAAAUAUGGGCUGUCCGUACCCGACAACAAGCCCGUGCAGCAAUCGAAGCUGGCAGUCGAUCUGGGGAUCCUGUCGAAGCUCCUGAACAGAAUAUUCGCUCGACACCACCCCCAGCUCGUAUUCCAGCCCCUGCUGUCGUUACACCGGCCCGUGCCCCGGUUUCAGCUCCGGCCCCUGCGCCCGCUAUUUCUCCGACCAACGCGGUGCCCGAGCAUCCAUAUGCACGCGCAAGAGACGCCGCGUAUGCGCCACCACAAGACCGCAAUUUUGGCGCGCGAGUUCCGGCCCCAAUGGCCAAGAAAAACGAACCAGCCUAUCGCUCCUCAGCCCCAAUUUAUGACGAGAAACACGCCGACGCUGUAUUUGGACGCAUAAUGGACACGAAAAUCGAGAACUCAGUCCAGGAGUUGAUGUCCAUUUCCCCCGAGCGCGGCCCCGCCGGUCUCGACGAACAUUUAUGA
Molecule: messenger RNA, 672 nt
Organism: Mycena citricolor
Lineage: Eukaryota; Fungi; Basidiomycota; Agaricomycetes; Agaricales; Mycenaceae
Source: the annotation of a GenBank genome assembly